Messenger RNA from Penicillium pulvis, 3438 nucleotides. RefSeq lists its product as uncharacterized. Bases 1 to 3438 code for a protein of 1145 amino acids. Lineage: Eukaryota; Fungi; Ascomycota; Eurotiomycetes; Eurotiales; Aspergillaceae. The record is from RefSeq and is a predicted model, not a curated record. The transcript is spliced from 4 exons.
AUGUCUCUCAAUGGGCUAGAUACUGCCGUCGUCGUUGAAGCCUACCAGAGUGCUCUGGCUGAUGCAGGUGGAUGGUUCCUUCUACACUACAUUGCAAGAGAUGAAGUGGCUUUACUGGAGCGAGGCACCGGCGGGGUGCCCGAGGUGCGCAACGCCAUCGACAACUACGAGGAGAUCUCGCCUCUCUAUGGCUUUCUGCAGUACCGGCGAAGGAAGGUCAUUCUUCGGUACAUGCCCGAGGGGUUGUCCCGGCUCAUUUUAGCGCGAAGCAACGUUCAGUUUUCGUCUGUCCUUGACAAGUUUACCCCGAACGACUCCGUGCUCGCCUUAACCCAAGCGUCCGACCUCAGCGAGAGCGCCCUGUCAUCCGCGUGUCUUCUCCAUACUGCGUCGGGAUCAAUAACCUCUUCGUCAAGCUCGCUGCGGAGACGUCGGCUGAUGGAAAUCACGGAAGAUGCAGAAGAGACUGGUGCAAAGGAGGAGACCAAGGAACAGCCGGAACCGCAAGCUCCCCCCAAAAGUGAAGUGAGGCAACGUUCUGGUAGCCAAAAAUCAGAGGCCACCGUCGUACCCCCAGUUACUUCUUCCUCCGAGCUCGAAUCCUCUCCCGAUAUCCGUCCACCCCAAUCGCGAGCAAGCUCUCGACCCCCGCCUUCACGAGGAACCCCCAGCGAAACGCAUUCCGAAGCUAUGUCCCCAGCCCCUGUAUCCCCAGCUUCCAGCUCGGGGCGUUCCAAAUACCGAAACAUCCUCGACGAGUUUCCCCGGCCUUCGGACGAAGUACGAGUGUCCACGCAAUCUGCACGACCUUCACUACGAGAACUAGAACGCGCCUCCACAUACUCAUCCACGCCAAAAGUAAAACUCGGCCCCCGUCCCUCCUUAGACCAGAGCGGACGGCCCCGCACUUCCGGAAGCUCCAAGAAUGCUGAGCAACGGCCCGUUGCCUCCCUCCCGUCCAAUAUGCGAUCAUCCUCGGUGCGAAAGCAAAACGCUGUGGAGCCUCCUCGCCCCCGAUCACAAGGCAGUUCCUUUGCGACCAGGCCUAACAGUCGCGCACCGCCGAUUCCCCCACUCCUUGUCCCUCCUCCGAGCAUUCCGAUCUCGAGACCCCAACUGUCCCCGGGAGCUAAAUCCCUGGGCGCAUUGUCUACCUCUUCCGGGUUGACCCCUGAAAAGGAACGACUGAUGAAGGCACUUCAACAACGGCGAAAGGCCAUGGCCAAACGAGCGGAAAAUACGAAGAAAAAUUCAAGCAUUACUGAAGCCGAUGAGCCAAAGACGCAAUCAGAGACCACACCAGACCCGGAGGAAAACAAGGAGAAUGUCAAUCUGGCAGUUGAGCCAGAGAAGCCCGAGCCCGAGCUAAAGCAAAUACCCCGCGAGGAAAAAUCGUCUGAUCUGCCUCUGCGAGUUCAUGAACCACCUACACUCGAGCUACGUCAUGAGAUUCCAACGGAGAAUGAAGAAUCUCCAAUCCUGGUUCUGAUGGAAAGUUCCGAGCCAGAGCCUGCGGCUGACAUUGUUGUGUCAGAUUCCGAAGAGAGGCAAUCCUCACAUACUUCGGGCCCCAGUGCUGAUACUACAUUCUCUAUUGACCAUGGGGAUUUUUCAGAGGCCUUAAAGUCUGAGACGCCUCAGACUGUUCCUGAAGAUGAAACACGCGCCGAGCUCGGGAACUCCGCAAUCAUCGGCCAAACCGAGACUAAGGAGGAACUAGUUUCUUCUAGCGUGGAUGUCGAAGCGCCCCUUGACCCGGUUUCCACUGAGGUUCCAGAAGUUCCAGAACAAUCUUCAGGGCCUAAAGAUUCUUCUGUUUCUUAUUACUCACCAUCACUAGAGACCCCUGUGUCUGUCACGGAACAAUUGGAGAGUCCCAGUGUGGAUCCGACCCGCGAAGAAACCCCUGAGUUUGUCGCUAUUCCCUCCACGUCGCCGAAGACUACCCCACCUAGCCUUGAGAUCGAACCCACGGUCGCACCUGUGACUGUUUCAAUUGACUUUGUGCCACCGGAUGAAUCUGCCCUCGAAGAGUCCAAGAUCCAAAAGGCAGACCCGAUUCCUUUAGACCAGCGACGAAAGAUCCACCUAGAGCCAAUUCAAGUUCCAACUCUUGAGUACUCGGAUGACGACUGCCUUCUUUCCGACGAUUCUUUCAUGGAGGAAUUGAGAUCUGCCACUGUGCAGGAGGCACGACCGGUUGCUGUCAAUUCACCCAGCGGUGGUCAACAUUGGAGAAGCCCAUCCCGCGCCGUCUCGAGCCCCUAUGGCCUUCCGUCUCCGUCCGUCUCACAGACCCUCACCGUAGGCGGCCGAUCUGCGUCGAGCUCAUACCUCGACAAUGGUCCUGCGACCCCGCUCAUGGCCAAGAAGGUCAAUGUUUCAUCAGGCAUUUCAAGCCGCAUCAAGGCCUUGGAGAAGUUCUCGAGCCGAGAGGGUACUCCAAUCCCAUCCGCCAAUGGACCUGCGCCAUCUGCCUCUUCAUCCUUUGAGAAUCUCCGCAAGCGUGCAUCAGUUUCCUACCCUGGCGAUAUUACCCUACCUGACUUCUCGCGCGCGCCGAGCGUGAACCUACACGACUCACGCCCCGCCACUAGCAUGUCGCGCCGUACCAACUCGAUCUCCGUGACCGCUCAUAUUCUGCGUGACUCAACUGACUCACCCGCCUCUUCGGGUGGAGAGCAAUUUGAGUCCGAUGUCCUCAACCUUCAACCCAGCCCACUCACUGUGGAGCAUGAGUCGACUGAGGAUUCUGCGCCUCAAAGCGUAACCCCAUCCCCACCAGCAGAAACUGUCAGCCAUGUGGAGGACCGAAGCAUGUCUAUGUCAUCUGUUGGGUCUAGCCGACAGACCUCCGUCUCUCGGCCCACAAGCCGGCUGUCGUUGUCUUCGCGCACGAAGACUGACGAGAAUCUGCAGUCGCCCUCUCCGACCGCUGAAGACAAGAGAGUAUCCCGCGCUUCGCGCUUGAUGCGCCGCAUGUCAUCGAUCACGGCUACUUCUCGUCGUAGUAUCAUUGGAGCUCUGAGCUCACCUGUGAAGGAGGAAGAUCUUGCCUCCAUUGCCGCUGGCGAGUCAGCCCUCUCCCCGUCAUCCUCGCACCAGAGCCUGUCGAAACCCAUUGAAAUUGGCGAGGUCAACGUUCAAUUCCCAGAUACCCUUCUUUGGAAACGUCGAUGCAUGCGCAUCGAUGAGAAUGGAUAUGUUGUGCUCACACCUGGCACCACCGACGCGACUGCUCGCAACAUGAUCAAGCGCUACCAUCUCACUGAGUUCCGUACACCCUGCCUUCCCGAUGAAGAUAUGCAAGAACUCCCCAACAGUAUUCUGCUGAACUUCCUGGACGGCAGCACUCUUCAGUGUGCAUGUGAAUCUCGACAGGGACAGACCUCCGCCCUGCAGUCUCUUGUUGAGGCUCACCUUGCCAACCAAUCAUAA